AUGUCUCAACAAAGACAAUUGCCCUAUUCGGUUAUUCUACUUAUUUUGGGAUUUACUUUUAUAAUUUACUUAGUUUCUCCCACAACACUCCUCAAUCUGUUCUAUGGAGAAUUUGAUCCUUAUCUAUCGGCGGACCGGAAAGUUGUCGUUUACGAGAAAAUGAUUGAGGCAUUGAGGAAUAUGGAUAAAUAUUGUAAAGAUCGAAGGUUCUAUUGCAAACGGCCCGAAACUCGACAUGUGGAUUGCAGACGGGUCCUUCGAGGGGAUAAGGCUUAUCUCCAAUCUCUCACUGGCAUCAAUCGGAUCCCCUUAAUCGAAAACCCGUUUCUAAACCUGACCUGCUCCGCUAUCAAAAACCGAAUCAUACCGAAAUCUUCUCAAUUCAAGCUUCUAAUGCUUAAUGGCACUGCAUUUGCAAGAAUUGUGUUCGCCGACUAUGAGUUUAUUGAGAAACAAGUACAAGCUUCCUAUCACCCGCAAAACUUCUUCUGCUUUGCAGUCGAUGCGAAUUCUUCCGCAGAGUUUCAGAAAAGAAUGAAGGCACUUGAAAGGUGUCUGCCUAAUGUAUUUGUACUGCCAGUCACUGAAUCCUACGAUAGCAAGGGCCAUAACAUCAAUUUGGCACAUUACAACUGCAUGAAGAGACUUGAGGCUUCACGUGGAUGGGGAUACCUGAUGCUUCUGCAAAAUCAUGAUGUUAUCACUAAAUCAGUAUAUGAGUUGGAUCGAAUAUUCGAUUUGCUCGCCGGAGCCAACGAUGUGUUCAUGUCCAAAGAGAUUCCAGGAAGGAGGAAUAAACAUUCAAAGUGGGAUUUGAAAUCUUUGAGACUUUUUCGAAAUGAAUCAAGAAAUUCGGAUUACGAACUUGAAAUUUCAAGUGGUUUUGUGCAGGCGUCGCUGUCGAGAGCUGUAGUGGAAUGGUUGGUGAAUGAAGUUGAUGUAUCGAUUCUUUUGCAGCAAUUUCCGGAAUAUGGCGCUGAUGAGCAGUUUAUCUCAACUUUCCAAUCGAACCAGGAUUUCAAAAUGCCAGGUCAUUUUACAAAUGAAUGCUUCCACAAUGACACAUCUGUUUCCUUUAUUUCAAGAUUCUCGCGUUGGGUACCCAUAAAUCUCGAGAGAUCUUCCAAUUGUGCCUCUGGUACCGUAAGACAUGAUAUUUGCAUUUUCGGGAUUGAAGACUUCCUCGCAGUUUCAAAAUAUCCCACUCUGAGUUUUAAUAAGAUGCUUCCAGCAUUUGAUUUUUCCAUUAUAGAGUGUACCGCCGAGCUUUUGCAUAACCGGACCUAUUUGGGACAAAGGGAUUAUAACUUGGAAGAUGAUAUUUAUAAAAAUUUAGUUUCAGUUCAAUACCAUGAAAAUCAUAAAAAAUCGGACUACAAAUUGAAUUGCACUUCGAAUUUCAAACCUUGGAACUAUCUAGAUUACCUUUAA
Caenorhabditis elegans is the source of this 1431-nucleotide messenger RNA. RefSeq names its product Core-2/I-Branching enzyme (gene F26D2.3). Lineage: Eukaryota; Metazoa; Nematoda; Chromadorea; Rhabditida; Rhabditidae. Bases 1 to 1431 code for a protein of 476 amino acids. Gene Ontology annotation, molecular function: glycosyltransferase activity. The record is from RefSeq and is marked reviewed. Gene Ontology annotation, cellular component: membrane. The transcript has 9 exons.